Molecule: messenger RNA, 2297 nt
Organism: Piliocolobus tephrosceles (Ugandan red Colobus)
Lineage: Eukaryota; Metazoa; Chordata; Mammalia; Primates; Cercopithecidae
Gene: FAM227B
Product: family with sequence similarity 227 member B
Exons: 19
Coding region: 539-2131 (530 amino acids)
Source: RefSeq, a predicted model, not a curated record
CUCAGCUGCGGUGUCGCACUUCUGAGAGGCUCUGGCGUGGGGCAGGGCCGCGUUUGUCUGGGACCCGCCUCAAGCCUCGCAGCCUUUCACCCGGUUUCCACUCGAUUCUUGCUGGGACAGCAUAAUUGGGAAGCGGUUCUGGAAACAUACUCUCAAGGCGUAGUUGCAGAACUACAUAUGUGAUUAAGGAGAUGGGGAAAAUUAUCCUGGAUUGUCUGGAUGGCUGGACAUAAUCAAAGAGUCCUUAUAAGAGGGAGACAAGAUGUCAAGAGAGGGGAGAAGAUUCUACACUGCUGGCUUUGAAGAUAGAGGGAGGAGUUCUGAGCAAAGGAUAGCAGGGAUUAAAAUGGUGAUAGAAAGCCUCAUGGUGUCUGAACAGGAAUUGUCAAGCAUUCAGCUUCAUAGUAGAGCAGGGUUUAUCAUUGGAAGUUUCUCAAACAUUUAAAGAAGGAAAGGGACAAUAAAGUUUGGUCGCCCAACUCACAUUGAUGCCUAAGACCCAGCUGAUUUCUCUUCAUUUCUGCAAAGUUACUGUACCAUGGCAGGCCAACGAACAUGUCAAAGGAAGAGCAGCAGAGCUGGCCCCAAGAAAAUGCAAGAACCUCCAAGGAGCAUUGAAGAAUUCUUGAAGUUUCAAAAUUGGGAUUAUUGGCCAAGGGAAAUCCAUUUUAGAGAUGACGAUGAAUGGUCAUGCACUCUGAAAAAAAUAAAAGAAGAUAGUUCAUUUGUUUCAAUUUAUACACACCUAUGGGAAAAUGUUCCUCGAAUAUUUGAAGCACUUUUGAUCAUGGAAUCAAAAUUAAAGGAAUAUUCACUUAUUUUGCAAAACCACACCUCUAAAAUAUUUAAGUGGAAAAGCAUGAUUUCUGAGACAAGUUCUUAUAGAAAAUUGGAAAGAUAUGGGGAAUUUCUAAAGAAGUACCAUAAGAAAAAAAACAUAAUGCUUUCAGAUGAAAUGGAGACAGAGAAGAAUAUAGAGGGUUGCAGCUUCACAGGAUUCAAAGCAAAUGAACUUACUAAGCUACCCAGACAUUUGGAUGCCGAACGAAUUUAUCUUUUUAUUUUAAAAGCCCAUAAUUUUGAUGAAAGAGUUUUUAAAAUCUGGAAGACUCAUUUUCUCUCAGAAGCCUCCAUUGCUCUUUUGCAUGACUCCUUUUGGUGGUGGUUCCUCCAUAAAUUCAAGCCUGACAGAGAAAACCAAGAUUGCUUGUUCGAUAGAAUUUCAGAAAGUUAUGUGACACUUUUCAUGAGCAUACCUCUAAGUCGAAAGGAUGCAUUCUUUCAGAUAUAUCCUGAUUGUUUGGCACAAGCCAUAUAUGCAACAUUCCAUGAAGCAUUUCCAGAAUCUAGUUACCUCUUUAAUGAUGAAUUUAAAGAAGAUCUAGGGAAUACCAUUUUUCUUUGGUGUUCAGGUUUAAAACCUCAAAAAGGCUUUUGGACCCACUGGAAACUGAAAGAACUCUCCACAACCACCAUUCAUGGUAGCAAAAAAGCACAUGCAAAAUCAGUAAAGGAAAGAAUUGCAGACAGUCAAGAACGUAUAACAACUACUAUCGACUUCAAUAUUAUAAAGAUUCUAAACAACCCAAGAGCACAUGCGUUGCCCAUAUCCAAGGAAGAAUCAGGAUUAUCAAGACUAGCAACAAAGUCGCACUAUAGUAGUACUGGUCCAGAGUUUAAUCGUGUUCUCUUCAAUUUUGGAGGUCAGAGUCCAUUGAUUUUAUAUUAUCUUAAGAUGCAUGAGCUGGCUGGUAUUUCCAAAGCACCUAAGAAAACCGAGAUUAAACUCACUAAGAUAUUCCAGGAACCACUACCUGCUCCAACAUACCGUGAUGUUAUAAAGGAGGCAAAAAGACAAUUUGCAAGGAACCAAAAGGAUUUUAAGAUGGAAAAACUCAGAAUUAAUGAAGAAAUAAAACUUCUAAAAUGGCAGCAGGAAAGAAUUGACAAGGAGCUUGAUAGACUCCAAGCAAAGGCUACCAAGAAACCUCACGAAGUGAAACAGGACUUUGAGAAGUUCCUACAUGAACUGCGUUCUGGAGCUGAAAUUGAGAGAGAAUGUGUGGCAUCACUGUCGUCAUCAUCAUCAUCAUCAACAGAGAACUACAACUUUGAGGAAGAACAGUACUAAGAGAAACCGGAAAUGAACUCUAUUCAAGAAUAAUGCGUACAAUUCAAUGGUAUCAGUUUAAUUGUAACAAUAUAUUUAAUUCAAAUGUAAUCAGUAUUAAGAGUGUGUUUUACCAUUCAUCUUUAAAAUCUUCAAAUGAAUAAAUCUCAGUAAAUUAUUCUUAAAA